This is a messenger RNA of Spizellomyces punctatus DAOM BR117, 1490 nucleotides long. RefSeq lists its product as uncharacterized. Gene Ontology annotation, biological process: lipid metabolic process. The transcript is spliced from 3 exons. Bases 120 to 1328 code for a protein of 402 amino acids. Gene Ontology annotation, molecular function: phosphoric diester hydrolase activity. NCBI's taxonomy places the organism in Eukaryota, Fungi, Chytridiomycota, Chytridiomycetes, Spizellomycetales, Spizellomycetaceae. The record is from RefSeq and is a predicted model, not a curated record.
GCGGGAGUAGUGCGGUAGAAUUCACAGUCAUAAGCAUGAGGUUCCCUUGGAUUGUACGCUAAGGAGGACUCACUCCUCAAUUUCUCUUUCGUGAUGAUACUUUGUCCUUCUCCAUUCUAAUGCCACCGCUUGGACAUAUCUGCGUCCUCCUCCUUCCGCUUCUCAUUAUAUUCCACCUCCGUCCAGUCAAUCCCGUGUCCAUCCCUGCCCCUAGGCCAUAUUACCAGCCCUCAACAUGCAACGGAUUUGCUGAGCUUUGUCAUAAACGAUAUGACGAGGUCUGCUUUGCGGUAACCCACAACGCAUUUGCAGUUGCGCCGUUGGUGGAUGCGACGGCGACCAUAAUGAAGAGUGGUGUUAAUCAAGAUCCUGGGUACAUCUUGGAUUAUCAGCUAGAAGAUGGGUAUCGGGGUUUCAAGGUGGCAGUUUGGCGAAAUAAGACUGGUGAGGUGCAUUUAUGUCAUGGUAAAUGCGAAAACUCUUUUAUCUUCUACGAUGCCGGACCCUUUGUCAACUUCCUUACCACUAUUCGACGAUUUUUGGAUUCAAAUCGAAACGAAAUCGUCACAUUAUUCCUGGAAAAUGUUGCCAACCUAGACGUAAAUACCAUGGCAUCGCAAUUCGAUGCGGCCCAUUUGACACCAUAUGUCUAUGUUCCGCCUGAUGAGGGUCCAAUUCGAUGGUAUACCAUGCAAGACAUGAUUGUGGCGAACACUCGACUAGUCGUUUUCAUGGAUAGGCACUGUGACAUCACACAACAGCCAUGGCUACUCCGACAAUCAAUGUACGUUACCCAAAAUAAUUAUAGAAAUUAUUUUCCCGAACCACAAUUCUUCAAUUGCGAACCCUAUCCUAACCCCCGCAGCGACCGCCGAUCAUUAACCCUUCUCAACCAUCAGCUCAACAUCCUCAUAGCGGAAGGAUCAAAUGGCAUGGAUGAUGUUUACAAACCCGACUACUAUGACCGCCUCACAACAAAUUCACUCGAUUCUAUAGCUGCCCAUAUAUCAACCUGUACAAACAAGAAUGUCCAGGUCAACUUUGUAAGUGUUGACUGGGGUGCAUCGGGACAGACAAUCGCGGCCGUCGAUGCCUAUAACGGGGUAUCGAGACCAGUCAAAGUCCGGUCCUACGAUGCUGUCAUUCAUGAAGCAAGUCGGAAUAUUUCCUCCAUUAUGGAACGAGCCAUGCGCUCUGCGCACCGGUACGUGGAAAAGGAUUCGUUGAUGAUCGGUAUCGACACACUACUUAAAACAUUGGGCGUCGUACUUGGUAUGGGAGUCUGGGGGGCUUUUACGAUCCUCAUGGCUUUUGGGAGAUGGUGGUAGACAUUUAAUAUUUGACAUUCCUAAGGAUAGUUAAAUCUGCGAUUUGUAUGUACCUAAGGCGACGGUGGAUCAAUUCAUAGGGUGGCAAACUGCUGGAAAUUAUCAUAGGUAGUAUAAGGAAAAAGGGUACGGGGAGUAACUGACAAAAGAUACGCAUUUGAG